Messenger RNA from Callorhinus ursinus (northern fur seal), 3133 nucleotides. It is a transcript of the gene PURG, whose product is annotated as purine rich element binding protein G. Gene Ontology annotation, biological process: regulation of transcription by RNA polymerase II. NCBI's taxonomy places the organism in Eukaryota, Metazoa, Chordata, Mammalia, Carnivora, Otariidae. Gene Ontology annotation, cellular component: nucleus. Gene Ontology annotation, molecular function: RNA polymerase II transcription regulatory region sequence-specific DNA binding; purine-rich negative regulatory element binding; DNA-binding transcription factor activity, RNA polymerase II-specific. The record is from RefSeq and is a predicted model, not a curated record.
GCAGAGGGGCCGAGAGCUGGCGGCGGCGGCGGUCGUGAAGGGCAUCGGUAGCGGCGGUGAUGGCAGUGUCGAUCUGAAGAUGGAAAGAGCCAGGCGAAGGGGAGGCGGCGGCGGCCGCGGCCGCGGAGGCAAGAAUGUAGGGGGCUCUGGCCUAAGCAAGAGUAGACUCUAUCCCCAGGCCCAGCACUCCCACUACCCCCACUACGCGGCUUCAGCCACCCCUAAUCAGGCUGGGGGCGCAGCCGAAAUCCAGGAGCUGGCCUCCAAACGAGUGGACAUCCAGAAAAAGAGGUUUUACCUAGACGUAAAGCAAAGCUCCCGGGGCCGGUUCCUAAAGAUAGCCGAAGUCUGGAUAGGGAGAGGCCGGCAGGACAAUAUCAGAAAGAGUAAACUGACACUGUCCCUGUCUGUGGCAGCGGAGCUGAAGGACUGUCUAGGGGACUUCAUCGAGCAUUACGCCCACCUGGGCCUGAAAGGCCACCGGCAAGAGCAUGGCCACGGCAAAGAUCAAGCCUCCAGGAGGAGACAGAAGCACUCGGCACCCUCCCCACCUGUCUCUGUAGGGUCCGAAGAGCACCCUCAUAGUGUCCUCAAAACAGACUACAUAGAGAGGGACAAUAGGAAAUAUUAUCUAGACCUAAAGGAAAAUCAACGGGGUCGCUUCCUAAGAAUUAGACAAACCAUGAUGCGAGGGACGGGCAUGAUAGGUUAUUUUGGUCACAGUUUGGGCCAAGAACAGACUAUUGUGCUCCCCGCACAAGGAAUGAUUGAGUUUCGUGAUGCCUUGGUUCAGCUCAUUGAAGACUAUGGCGAAGGGGACAUAGAAGAACGAAGAGGUGAAGAUGAUGACCCACUUGAACUCCCAGAGGGGACUUCUUUCAGAGUGGACAAUAAAAGGUUCUACUUUGAUGUGGGCUCUAAUAAAUAUGGAAUUUUCCUGAAGAAGGACUCAGAGUCUGUCAGAUGUCCUUGGGACCAGAAGGGGUACUACGAUGAUUUGGAGAGAGAUGAAAACUUUGGGGCUAUGAGGUUUCAACUACAACUAAACCAUCCCCAUUCUCUGCUAGAAGAGUAUAAAACACUCAAAUUUCCCUAAAUCCAGAGAGAAUAUCAACCCUUUUCACUGUUGUCAAAUCCAGCAUAAGGAACAGCCCUAUGACACUACAAAAACAGUUGAGGAAUAAGGAAUAAGUCUCUUAUGUUACACUUCAGAAUAAAGGCAUUGUGUGAACGAAAUGAACCGAAGUUCAUCGUGAAUGCAAGGCUUCUGUACUUGACAUUCCUCCACCGAAGGGAAGACAAGUGUCAACACCAUUGGCAUCAUUUUCAAACUGAUCUUAAGUGGAGUAUCUUCCACCACACUGGAGUACUUCUUGACUCUUACCGGGUUUUGGUUUGGGUUUGGUUUGGUUUGAUUCAUCGAGGCUUUCAGUUUACAAAAAAAACCAUUUGUCGGCACUGAGGUAGAGAGACAUAGAUUUGAAAAUACUUUCUUAAGAGAUCAUGUAACUAUAUAACUCAAUUUCAAAAGAGGAGGAGGGAUAGUUUCAACCCACUGCCUCUCACAAGAAACAUGUUUUUAAAUCUGUAACUGUUUUAGUGUUAACAGGGUACAAAAUGUUUUUGUCCUGUAUUGUACUUAAAGGUUCUCAUUGAUUGGUGAUUGUAUUGUACUGUAUGAAAACAAAUCAUAAAUUGCCUUGUAUUGUUUAUAAUAGACCAUACCACGUACUACUUCAGUUUUUAUGUUCCAAGUUUUCCAGUGAUGCAUGUUAACAGUUAGGUCCUAAAAUUCUGUGGUGCUAAUCCUUCCAUAUCCAAUGGUGCUUUUGUGGAUGCUAACUGCACACAUGCUGAACAAAGCUUGAAGUUUAAAACUUUCCUCCCUUCCUCUGUUUAUAUAAAGUAAAAUGAAAUAACUUGAAUUUUGUCUCAAAGUAUCACUGACAAUCUAAUAAACUGGUUUAUAUGUGUGAUUAGUUUGGAUUCUUAAUUAUUUUUCAGAAAGCAGAUUAUUUCUACUGGGCCCUUCAGUCAACCAAAAGUUGAUUUUACUAUGUGUUUAUUUCAUUAUGUCAUUUGUGCCCCAAAUUUUGUGGUAACUCUGGGAAGUUAGAUCCAGUUGGCCUAGCUUCCAUAAGCAAGUCUAUGUUGGAUCUACAAAAACUAGACCUAUCAGACAUGGAAAUUAGUACGUUGAGAAAACCAAAAAUGUGCCAUUAGGGUGCCUUUGUUUAUUUCAGUAUUUUAUUAAUAAAGUUUUAUUAUCUACUUGAUCCAUGAUAACAUUUGCAUGGAAACAAGCAUGCCUUCCGAACCUUUAUUAUGGCUCAAAUGACAUUGAAAAGGUCAUUCCUGUAUGCUGAUAUUUAAACUAAAAGUUCCACUUCACAUGUCUGAAAACAUGGACAGAAAAAAUAAAAUUGGACCUUUCCAGGACAAACUGAUUCCAUAUGCCAAAAUGGCAUGGUCUUACUGGAAUUUUUAAUUUUAGCAUCAGCACCAAGAAUCACAGCAUUAGGACAAGUGAGGCUGCUAUCCUCAUGAGGGCAGAGGUCUGCUUCUCCCACGCCAGAGAUAAAGUCAGUAUUAAGGCAGAACUUGCAUUCUAAUCUUGGUCUUUUGCCUAACCCGUGGGUAACCUUAAAUUUAAAAAGAAAAGAUCAAAACAAAUCUAUUAAGGCUCUUCAAGCAACAAUCAUUGAUCUCAAAUAGAAGAUGAGCAAACCUGUCCAUCUAAUCUAGUGGGCCCAAUGACUGAAAUGACAUUCCCAUGCUGCUGUGGUUCUUUAUUUUAUAGAGUGUAGGUGCCGCAAUUUUGCCUCAAAUAGUUAUUGCAUCAUGUCUAACUUCUAAUAUCAGAAAAUAAAGUUUACAGAAUAGAGCCAGUAUGAACACUGGGCUUGCAUCUCCAUGACUAUCUUGAACAAAUGCAGUAUUUACUAAAUCACAGCUUCUCCAAAGAUAUUUCUACUGUAUAUUUUUGUAAUUACCUUUACAGCAUUCCAUUUUAUGAAAACUGGCAAAUAAUGAAUGUGCUACAAAAUAAUUUCAGGUCUUCUUUAAUCAAAAAGAGAGAGAAAGUCGGUAGGUCUAUGAAUGUUUUAGAGUAUCUUUACUUCUGCGGUAAUAU